This is a messenger RNA of Melanotaenia boesemani (Boeseman's rainbowfish), 10436 nucleotides long. It is a transcript of the gene golgb1, whose product is annotated as golgin B1. The coding region runs from base 101 to 8932 and encodes 2943 amino acids. NCBI's taxonomy places the organism in Eukaryota, Metazoa, Chordata, Actinopteri, Atheriniformes, Melanotaeniidae. Gene Ontology annotation, cellular component: membrane; endoplasmic reticulum-Golgi intermediate compartment; Golgi apparatus. The transcript has 20 exons. The record is from RefSeq and is a predicted model, not a curated record.
UGUUUGAUGAUGUGGCUAUGCUCAGAAAUCCUUCCCAGGAAAUAAAGAAAAGUAAAUCCACACGUAUUUACCUGAGAAGCACUCUCGCGGUGCCAUCUUUAUGUUCACCCGUCUGGCCACAGUUCUCCAGGAGCUCUCUGGGGAGGAGGGCCCAGAUGGAGACCAACAGGACAUGCUGGUUCCUCAGCUCCCGACAGGUGAGGGCCAAGCGUCACCUGAGUCUGAAGUACCUGAAGACGCCAUGGAAAGACUAGCUCACCUGGAACAGCUGGUCGUCCAGCUGAAGGAGCUAAUCCGAGAUAAAGAUACGCAGCUCGUCCAAAAGGACGCUGAGCUGACCGGCAAAGAUGGACAGCUCAAGAAUGAGAGAGAAGAAGCAGAGGCCCGCUUCACCAAACUCAAACUCCAGGCCAAAGCAAAGAUGGCCUCGCUCAACAAACAGAUAACUGAACUGAAAGGACAAGGAGGAGCAACGCAGAGUCCAGACAGCUCUUUUACAGCAGCUGGUGCUGCAGUCGAGGAGGAGCUCCACGACCUGAGGAGCAAGCUGGGUGAAGAGGAGGCCAACAGCAGGAAGCUUAAAGAGCAACUCCAGGCAACCCAGCAGCUGCUGCAAGAGAAGGAGUCUGCCCACGCUGAGCAGCUGCACGUGCUGCAGGCUGUGGUGUGCGAGAAGGACGUUCGCUUCCAGGAGCAGAUACAGAGACAUGAGGAGGAGCUGCUGAAGGCCUCAGCUCCGUCUCAGAAUGACAGCCAGCUGCUGCAGGCCCUGGAGGCAGCUCAGCAGCGGUGUGACGAGCUUGAAGAAGCAUUAAACUCUCGCUCGCAAGAGCUGGAAAUGCUGCAGCAGAAAGUGAGCAGCGCUGAUCAGCAAAAACAGAUUCUGACCGCUCAGUUCAGACAGAUGGAGCAGGAGCUGACCGAGGCCGUCAAGCUGAGGGAGGAGGACCGGCAGCAGUGGGCUGAGCAGGCGAGCCGGGUAGAUGAAGAGCUGAGAGCCAGCCUGGAAGCCCUGGAAAAGGAGAGAAUGAAGGUAGCAAGGCAGGAGAGUGAGCUGGUUUCUCUGAGAGAGGCAGAGCUUGUUAGUCAGGAGGCUUUGGAGAAGGAGAAGAUGGAAGUGGCCAGAUUGGAGGCAGAGCUGUCUCUGGUGAAGGAGGCUGAGCUCGCUGCCAUCCGAGCACGUGAUGAUGCUUCAGAGAGAGAUGCAUCGGAAAUAGCUCGGCUUGAGAUCGAGCUUGCGUCGUGUAGAGAAGCAGAGUCUGUCCAGGCCGGGGUGGACGUCUUAGAAAGAGAAAAGUCAGAUGUUAAUGAACUGGAGAAAGAAGUGGCAAUCCUCAGGGAAGAGCGAGAAGGCAUGCUCAAGAAGGAUGAGAUUCUAGCUGAAAUUUGGGGACAUCUACGUUGUUUUGCUCCCGAAACUGUUCCAGAAGAAAUCCCAGCUGAACUGUCCCUGCUCCUGGACACGGUGCAGUCCGCUGGGACACAGCUGACGAGGCUGAAAGACGAAUUCUGCGACCGAAACCAACUGUGUGCUCAGCUCACCCAAACCGUGCAAACCCUUCAAGAACAACUUGACAGAAAAGCUGCUGAACAGGAGGAGGCCACAGUCAGGAUCCAGCAGCUGCAGCAGCAGGUCGUUGAGAUAUCAGACAGUAAUGCUGCACGUCAACCAUCACAGGAUUCGUCUGAAACUCAAGAAGCUCAUCUCCUGGCAUUAGAGCAGCAGCUAGUGGAGAAAGACAACGAGCUGGCUGCCUUGCGAGAAUCCCUCAUACUGGCUACAAAGCAUGAGGCCCGAGAACAAGAUGUCAGUGAAGCUCCUGCUGAUACUUCUGCAUCCCUCCCCGAUUUCAUGGAAGAUGCACAAGAAGAAGAGACCACCUUAGUUGCUGAGGACACCUCUGUCCUUUCCAUUUCCGCUGGUAAUGAGAGUAGUCCAGAACUAAUUGGCCACCAGUCUGAGUCCCCAGAAGAAUCUAAAGGGACAUCUUCAGAUGAGAUGGUUGCAAGUAGUGAUUCAGAGGUGGCUCACAGUAGCUGGACCCUCCUGGAAGCUGUGAAUCAAGACAGCAGUCAGGAGUGGCCCUCUGUUCUACAGGACUUCGGUCAGUCGUGGGUGGCAACAAGCAUGGAGCAGGACGCCAUUACAGUCGAAGCUCAGUCCUCGUCGGUCAUCAUCAGAGAGACGGUUCAGGUUCAUGUGAGUCAGCAGAGUUCCUCCUCCACAGAUGCCAACGUGUCCUCGGGCCAGUUUGCACAAGUUUUAGCUGAAGAGCUGCAGAAGAGAUACAGUGAGCUUCUGGCUGAGCUGCAGAGGCUUAAAGAGGCAGCUGCAGAGUCACAGCAGAGAAUUAAGAGUCUUGAAGAGGAAACUGUGUCCCUCACUGCCGCCAAAGAAGAGGCCGAAGCUCAAGCUAGUAAUUCUGCAAAGGAGCUUGAGUCAGCCAGAGAGGAGCUGGACAACAGGUCUCAACAAAACACCUCAGUGGUGGAGAAGCACAGCGUUGAAAUGCAGCUUCUAGAAGAACAGCUUGAUAUUUUAAAUGCUGAAAGUCAAGCCAAGGAGCAGAAGGUCCAGGCUCUGCAGGCAGAUCUGGAAAUGGCCCAGCGAGCCCUGUCUGAGCAGGAGGGUCGGGCCCUGAUGCUGAGUGCUCAGCUGGAGGACAGAGAGCUCCUCAACUCCGAGCUAGAGAGCAGGCUUCGAGAUAUGGAAAACAGCAUGCUGGAAUACACCCAGACCUCAGAUUUAAACAAUGAGUCUAUGUUAAAGAAAGACUCAGAGAUCAAUGAGUUACAGCUUCGUCUCAGUCAGAAAGAGGAGGAGGUGAUGGAGCUGAAUGACAGUAUGUCUGCCAAACUCCUCCAGGCAGAAGAAGAGAAGAUGCAGAUUGACGGUGAAGUGAGGAAACUGAAGGAGCAUAUAGCUGAACUUCAGAAAGUCACAGAUGAGAAACAGCAAGUGACGCCUGAAGACUCAGGAGCUCAGGAAGAUGAUGAGCUGGCUGGUUUACGAAAGGAGAAAGAAGAGCUGGAAGCCCAGCUGACAAACAUGAAGAAGAAGUUACAGGUGGCACUUGUUCAGCGCAAAGAGCUCAUGAGGAAGGUUUCUGAUUUUGAGAAUCAAGAGAAGAAAUGGAGAGAGAAAGAUGAAACGGAAAUGAGAGCAGUUCCUGAGAAGGAAGAAGUAUUUAAAGGACAUGAGAUUCAAGAAAUGGAGGCCAAACUCAUGGAGCUGAAGGAAGCUUUAAGAUCCAAAGAAGAGGCAGUCGAGACUCUUGAACAGAAAAUUGUUCAGCAGGAUCAAGUUCUGGCUGAGACGCUUGCUCUGAAUAGAAAGCUAAGCGAAGAAGCUGAAAACUCCCAGCUGGCAGAUUCUUCCUCAGAAACAACAGCGUUGCAAUCUCAGGUGGCCUCUCUUGAAACGGAGUGUGAAACGCUUCAAAAGAAAGUUCAAGAGGCUCAAGAGUCUCGCAAAGAAACCAUCCGCAAAGCCAAAGAAAAAGACAGACACCACCGAGAACAGCUGAAGCAGCAGAAAGAGGAGUACAGCGAGCUGAUGGAGCGUUUUGAGGAGCAGAGCAGCAAACAAGAAGUUCUUCUCACUAAACUGAAGGAGCUAGAAGAAAAAAUGAGCUCCCAAAAAGAAGAUCUAACUCAAGAAUUGCCUCAAAAUGUAGCUGAAAAGCCUGCUGCAAAUGACUGGGUCCGGGAGGACUGGGUGGAUUUUGCUACAUCUGAGACUGAGUCAACACAUCUGCAAUCCAGUGAUCCAGAUCAGCGUCCUGCAGAGACAGCUAAUGUCCUCAGUGCACAAAUGGAAGAGUCUCUGAAGGCCCUCCGAGAGGAGAUCCAGACCGUACAGAUGGCAAACACGGAGCUGGAGAAGCAGCUGCAGGAAACGCAUGCCAAUCUGUCGCUGAAGGAGGCUGAAUUACAGGACGUAGGCAAAGAGCUGGAAGUACUGAGAGAAAAGGAACGACAGAUUGAUGCACUUUCUGAGGAAAUUAAUGAUCUCAGAGAAAAGUAUCACCAAGCUGAAUCUUAUGCAGAAACACUAAAAGCAGAGAUGGAAGCUGCAGCCAAAUCAUCUGCAGAUUCCUCCAUUUCAGCUCUUCAGGCUGAAGUGGACAACUUCAAGCAGUUUCUAGACAAUAAAAAUCAUGAGAUAUCGGAGCUGAGCCAACAGCUUAGCGAACAGAGCUCGCUCAUACAUACAAUGCAGGACACGGUGUCUCAGAAGGAUCAACUUAUCACGUCUUUACAGGAAGAACUGAAGGCUGAGCAAGAAAAAACACAGAGGUUGGAGACUGAGCUUCCACUGAAACAAGAGGAACAUGGGGAAGCAAAGAUCCAGCAGCUCCAGCGGAAGCUUCAGGCUGCUCUGAUCUCUCGUAAAGACGCUCUCAAAGAAAACAAAACCCAGAAGGAGCAGCUAGCUUCUACUGAGAAGACCAUAGCCGAGCUGCAGCAGAAAAUAGACUCAGCAGAAGACGAGCUGGAGAAGCUAAAAACUGAAAAAGCUAGACUGAUUGAUGAGGUUGAUCAGAGGUUACUGGAGAACCAAAGUCUGGGUUCCUCCUGCGAGAGCCUCAAGCUGGUGAUGGAAGGCGUACUCAAUGAGAAGGAUGCCUGUAAGAGAGAAAUGGAUCUGGCAAAGGAAGAGGCUGCAAGGAUGAGCAGAGAGUGGGAGGAAAAGGUUCAAGGGAUGAAGGAUGAGUAUGAAACUCUGCUCAAGUCUUAUGAGAAUGUGAGCGAUGAGGCAGAGCGAGUGAGAAAAGUGCUGGAAGCGGCCAGACAGGAGAGGCAAGAGCUGGCGGCCAAGGUGAGGAGUCAUGAGGCUGCAAGACAAGAAGCCGAAAGACAAGCAGAGGAAGCACAGAGAGAGGUGGAUUUAGUGAAAGAAAAGACCAGAAAAUUUGCCAAAACAAAACAGCAGAAGAUAUUAGAGUUAGAGGAAGAGAAUGAGAAACUUAGAGAGAUGCAGGAAAAGCCUGUAAUCAAACGAGAGGACAAGACUCUCAGAGCUGAAGUUGAGCAGCUUCAGGAAGAGCUGGAAGUUAUGAAGUCUGAGCUGGAAGCUACAGCGGCAGAAAGAGACUCUCUGGGGCAGCAGAUUGAAGAGCUGAAAGAGCAGCUAGCACAAAUGAGAGAAGGAAGCCAUGAAAUUUCAGUAGAUGCUUUCAGCUCUGCGGUUGUUGUAGAGGAGGUUGUCUCUGUCCAGCAAUCACACACAAUCAUGACAUCAGCGCCUGAUGAAAGUCAGCAUAACGAAAAAUUCUUAACCCAAGAGGAGACUCAUGAGCAAAUAGUCGCAGUUUCUGGACCAGAAACACGUUUACAACCUGCAGAAGAAACGGAGAAAGCAGAAAUGGCCGAAAGUGGUCAAACGUUAGCAGAAAAUAAAGUGAAGGAGAUGGAGGUUGCUGUUAGUGAAGCGAGGGAGCGAUGGCAGGAGCACGAGGCUGAACUUAGAACAGAGAUUGCCUCUCUUGAACGUAAUCUUCAGGAGAGUAAAGAGAAGGAGAGCGUUGUUGCCUUUUUAGAAAAGUGCCUUCAAGAGUCCAAAGAGAGAGAAAACAACCUCAUCGAAGAGGCUUCAAAGAGGGAAACUCAGUUCAAAGAGCUCCUCAGAAAUCUCGAAGCUGAAAAAGAUAACCUAGAGGAGCGUCUGAUGAACCAGUUAGCUCAGCUCAACGGGAGCAUCGCCAGCUACCAGCAGGAAGCGGCGGACAACCGGGAGCACCUCACUGAACUGCAGCGGGAAGUUGAGCGGUUGGAGAGGGAGCGAGCCGAGCUGGAAGCCGAGGCUCGGAGUGAAAGAGGCCGAGCCGCCAAGCUGGAAGAAGACAUGAGGCAAGCUCAACGGGAAAGAGCUGAAGCUGAAGCCGAGUCUGGGAAGCAACGGGAGCUGGAGCAACAGCUGAGGUCUGCACAGAGGGUCAAAGAGGGCAGCCAGAGCAGAGCACGUCAGCUGGAGGAGCUGCUGAGGGAGAAGCAGCUGGAGGUGCGCCAGCUGCAGAAGGACUCCAUCCAGUACCAGGAGAGGAUCAGUGAACUGGGUAGGGAAGCUAAGACGCUGCAGCUAAGCUAUGAUGAGCUCCAUAGCAAACUGGAGCAAUCCCAGUUGCAGGGCUCUAAAACUCUGGAAGACUUGAGAAGGACUGAAUCUGAGAUGGCUAGCUGCAAAUCCCAGUUAGCCGAGGCCCAGAAACAGGCAAGUGAGGCCAUAGCUGCAAAAACCGUUACUGAACAAAGCCUCCAACAGAGAGAGGCCACAUUAAAAGCUGAAGCGGAAGAAACUUUAGACUCAGUGAGAUUCAGGCUGGGAGCUGAACUGAAGGAGAUGGAGCUGAGGCUGGAGGAGGCGUACACAGAAAGGGAAAAGGAGGAGGAAGCUACUCAGGAGGCCAGAGAGGUGGCAGAAGGUGCAGAGAGACGAGCCCAGGAGAUGCAAGCUCGUCUGGAUGAGUCUCUGGCCAGGUUGGCUGCCUUCUCGCGCUGCAUGUCCUCCCUGCAGGAUGACAGGGACAGAGUUUUGGAUGAAACCCGGCAGUGGGAGACUCGUUUUAACAGCGCUCUGCAGGGUAAGGAGGCGGAAGUUCGUGAAGCUGAAACACGGGCCAAACAGCUGGCAGAUCAGCUUCAGAAAGAGACUGCACUCAGAGAGGAACUUCAGCUUUCAGUCAACAGAUUUGAGAAAGCAGACAAAGAUUGGCAGCUGAGAUUAGAAGAGGAGGAAAAGAAAGUCACAGAGCACCAAGCUGCCUUAAAGGAGGAGAGGAUGAAGCUUGAGCAAACUACAGCCGAGUUACUGUCUGCACAAAAUGAAGUCCACGCCAUGAAAACCGAGUUGGAGAGUCUGUAUCAGAGAACUCGAGCUCUGGAGGAGGCUGUAGGUAGACUUCAGGGUGAAGUCGACCAGACCAAGACUGAGCUGAGGGAUAGGGAGGCAGAAGAGAGGCGGCUGUGUUUGAACGUGGAGCAGCUGGAGACAGACCUGCGAUCAUCCAAGGCCUUGACGGAGAGUUUGCAGACUGAGCUACAUGAGAAGGAAAGGAGGGAGGUGGAGAUGCUAGGGGAGAAGGAGCAGGCUGUUGCUCAGGCUGCAGAGGAGGCCAGAAAGGAGGCUGACAGUAGGGCACAGGAAGCUGAGGAGGAGCUGGAGCAGAGGAGAGGAGAAGUACGGGAUCUGGAAGAAAAACUGCGGAAAGCAGAGGAAGAGAGCAACAACAGAAAAGCCAGGCUGGACUCUUUUACAAAGGCCAUGGGUUCGUUGCAGGAUGACCGAGACAGAGUCCUCAGCAUGUACAAGCAGCUGGAGGAGAAACACCUGCAGGUAAUGAUGGAGAAGGAUGCUUUGAUCCAAGAGGCUGCUGGGGAAAACAACAGUCUUAAGGAAGAGCUGCGGUCUCUGCUAGUCCAGAGAGACGAUCUUUAUGCUGAGAAGGCCAAGCUAUCUGCUCAGCUUCAUGGCUACCGUGACGAACUUAACCAAGUUUUAAGCAUGAAGGAUUCGCAGCACAAACAACUUCUUGCAGCUCAGAGAGAACGGAUUGCGUCUCUAGAAAGGGAACGUGAGGAGCUGGAAAGUCAUUUAAAGAGCCUGGACAGAGCCAGGGAGGCAGAGGUAGAAGCUGUGGCACAAAGAGUGGAGAACGAGACUCUUAGUCAGGCUGUGAACAGUAGGCCAACCCCACAGGAGAAGGAUGCUCCUGGAGCAGAAGUUGAGAAACUGAGGGAGCAGCUGCAGGCGGCAAAAGCCCAAGUUGAGGCUUUGGAGGAGAGUCUGCUCAGUGAGCAAGAAGAGCACAAUAGCAAGAGCAAAGAGCUAGCCGAGCUACGAUGGGAGGGAGGUGUGAUGCGCACGGAGUCAGAAAGCGCUCAGGAGAGGGUUGCAGAACUGGCCCGGGACCUGCUGGUUGUUGAGCAGAGACUGCUGGAGGAGGCGGAGAAGACAAAGCAGCUGAGAGCAGAAAACCAGUCAUUUUCUAAAGCCAUGGCCUCCCUCCAGGACAGCAGGGAUCAGGCAGUGCACAAGGCGCAGGAGCUGAGUCAGAAGCUGGAAGAGAUGAGCAAGGCAGGUGGCCAAGCAGCACAUAGCAGCCCUGGAGGGUCCACUGGGGAGGUUUGGAGCCUGAAGAAUGCACUACAAGCCCUGCAAAACGACAGGGAGAGACUGCUGGAGCAGCUAAAAACGCAGAGCGCUGAUCUGAAGAAGCAGAGGUCAGAGCUGGCUCGGCUGGGAGCAGGAGAGCUGAUUAAAGUCAGCCAGGAGCUGUUUGAGGAAAAGAAGAAGAACGAAGACAUACUGGUGGCUCUAACUCAGCUGGAGGAUGUGGUGGAAAUGAGCAAGCAGGAAAUAGAGACUCUUAGGUUGGAGCGGAUUGAUUGGAUGGCUCAAGCAGAGCAGCUGAAGCAGCAGACUCUCACCACGCUCUCAGAGAGAGACCAACAACUGCGGCAACUCACCGCCAUGCUGGAAGAUGCUCGAGCCCAGAAACCCAAACUCCAGCAGGAACACUAUCAAAGAGAGGGCACUGAGGAGGUUGACAGUGCUCCUGGAGCUCCACAGGAACGAAGCAGCCUCGACAGCCAUGCGUACACAGCUGAGGUCAAAGAGUUACAGCGAAGACUUGAAGAAGAGAUUCAGCAGAGGAUGACUGUGGAGGAGCAGAUGAUGGCCAUGCAGGAUCGAUUCAAACGUCACAGUCAGGCUGCAUGGCACCCUGCACCGGAGGGGGAUCACUCAGAGACUGCCGUUUUCAUCGAGCCCCCAGAAGGAGCUGUCACUCGAACUCGGAGAGGCGGUCCGGGUUUGACACGGAUGCUUCGUGUGGCCUUCUGCUCUCGUCAACGCACCCCUGCACUGCUCGGCCUCUAUCUGCUCACCGUGCACGUCCUGCUGCUCCUGUGUCUGGGUGGAUACCUCUAAAUCCUGCUCCCUUUAAUAAAGCUGACCAUUAGAAGACAAAUAGAGAGGCAGGCAAAGAAAAUGGAAACGUGACACCAACUUAACCCAAACCAUCAAUAUAGUUUAUAUGGCUUCAUGUAAUAACUGAAAGAAGGGGGAAGAAGAUACGAACACUGCACUUUACAGCACUGCAUUUUCAGCCAAAGUAUACUGUAGAUCUAAAUAGGGAGCUCAAUGUUUUGUCUUUUAAAUCUUUGAGGGUUUAUGUUAUGGCUUCAAAUCUCAACCCAGAAGGACAUAAAGGGAACACAUUUUAAUAUUAACGUCUUUAAAUAAGUAAAAAGUUGAGAGGAGGUGUAGAUUUAUAUUGAAGUGUAUGGUAGGUGGUGGUUUUGUCUUCAGAGUUCACAAUAAAUCAAAUGUUAUCUAUUUUGAAAAAAUGCUUUUUAGUUUCUGGUACAAACUAGAAAAUGUGGGGGUAUUUCAGGCCAUGUUGCAUGAUGGGAUGGAGGCGCCAUCUUGUUGUCUGGUUAGAUUUAGUUUAGUUUGGGGUGAAGAGAGAAAAUGGACCUCACUGGUAGUAACUAAAGUACACUGUAGAAUGUGAAUUACUAAGCCGGUAGGGAACCAGAAUCUGAUCCUCUGCUACAUCUGAUGCCACCUUUUGGCAAAUUUAUUAAACAAAACAAUACUUCCAAAUACAUUUAGUGAUGUAAUGAAAUCAUAUGUAGAAGACUUUGAGUCGCUACAUAAACAUUUCAUAUUUAAACUCAUUAACCUGCACCGGACAGACAUGUUUAACAUUUGGUUAUGAAGAGUAGAAAUUGGAGCAAAUGCACAUCCUAAAGCUUGAGGGAAGAAUUCAGGGUGUGUUUGCAUAAAAGACAAGAAACAGUCUCAGAUCAAGCGAGAAUAGAAAAUGGCACGGAUUCAUGAUGGCAUGGCCACCGAGUGUGAGCUCAGUCAGUGAAAAGCAUGGUACCGUCCUGCAGUAUGUAACCCUGUAAACGGUUAAACUGCUAAUUAAAUGGCUGCUAGAAGGCGGGUUCAACCUUUAUACUGAACUUUAAAGAUGGCUUGAGGUUCAGAUUGUUAUAGCUAAAUCUGCUUUCAUGCACAAAAACGGAGCCCAGUUCUGUUUCUGAUCGCAUACAUUCCUGUUUCAUCUUUUACUUUCCUCAUAUUAACCUUGUUUCUCCUCUAAAUGGCUGUUAUCCUCACAUCUGUACUUAUGUACACAUACUACGUGUAAGAUGGAUGCAGGUUUUUCCUUUUCCCGGGUUUCCAGACUGCCAGGGCUCUGGUGGGUGAAGUUAUCUUUUUAGUGCUAUCCAUCCCAUUAAAUCUAAUGUAGCAUAACUUGUUUUUAAAAGAACUAGUUAAAGUUUCCACCAUCUCUGUCACCGUGUUGGUAAAGCUGCUAGUCAGUUUGUCUAAAUUCUCGUUCUUUUCAUCCUGACACUGUAAAUAACCGUCUAAAGGGCUGUACAGUGAAAUAUAAUGUAAUUAAAAUCUUAGUUAUUUG